Molecule: messenger RNA, 1565 nt
Organism: Trichomycterus rosablanca
Lineage: Eukaryota; Metazoa; Chordata; Actinopteri; Siluriformes; Trichomycteridae
Gene: ddx39aa
Product: DEAD (Asp-Glu-Ala-Asp) box polypeptide 39Aa
Exons: 10
Coding region: 71-1354 (427 amino acids)
Biological process (GO): mRNA export from nucleus; mRNA splicing, via spliceosome
Molecular function (GO): ATP binding; RNA binding; RNA helicase activity
Source: RefSeq, a predicted model, not a curated record
AUGUCGCACGUUUGAGGCCUUGCCGCUGGACGCUUUGGAAAGUCGAAGUCUAAGAACGCUUACGGCAAACAUGUCUGAACAUGAUGUUGACAACGAGCUGUUGGACUAUGAGGAGGAUGAGGAACCACAGGGAGCACCAGAGACUGCUUUGCCAGCGGGCAAAAAAGAGGUGAAGGGUUCCUACGUCUCCAUCCAUAGCUCCGGCUUUAGAGACUUCUUGCUGAAACCUGAACUACUUCGUGCUAUCGUCGACUGCGGCUUUGAACAUCCAUCUGAAGUCCAACAUGAGUGUAUUCCACAAGCUAUUCUGGGCAUGGAUAUCCUAUGCCAGGCCAAGUCUGGUAUGGGGAAAACAGCAGUGUUUGUUCUCGCCACACUACAGCAGAUUGAGCCUGUGGAUGGACAGGUUUCUGUGCUGGUGAUGUGUCAUACUCGUGAGCUGGCCUUCCAGAUCAGCAAAGAGUAUGAGCGCUUCUCUAAGUACAUGUCCAAUGUGAAGUGUGCAGUGUUCUUUGGUGGCCUACUAAUUAAGAAGGAUGAGGAGGUGCUAAGGAAAAGUUGCCCCCAUAUUGUGGUAGGGACCCCAGGUCGCAUCCUUGCACUCAUCCGCAACAAGACCCUCAGCCUUAAAAACGUCAAGCACUUCGUCCUGGAUGAAUGCGACAAGAUGCUGGAGCAGCUUGAUAUGAGGCGAGAUGUACAGGAUAUCUUCAGGCUUACACCCCAUGAAAAGCAAUGCAUGAUGUUCAGUGCCACACUAAGCAAAGAGAUCCGGCCGGUCUGUCGCAAGUUUAUGCAAGACCCAAUGGAGGUAUUUGUAGACGAUGAGACAAAACUGACCCUGCACGGUUUGCAGCAGUACUACUGCAAGUUAAAGGACAGUGAGAAGAACCGCAAACUUUUUGACCUACUUGAUGUCCUUGAGUUCAACCAGGUUGUGAUCUUUGUGAAGUCAGUACCACGCUGUGUUGCGCUCUCUCAACUGCUGGUGGAGCAGAACUUUCCUGCCAUUGCCAUUCACAGAGGCAUGGCUCAGGAAGAGAGGUUGUCACGAUAUCAGCAGUUUAAAGAUUUCCAGAGACGAAUCCUGGUAGCGACGAACCUGUUUGGCAGAGGGAUGGAUAUUGAGCGUGUCAACAUUGUCUUCAACUAUGACAUGCCUGAAGACUCUGACACUUACCUACACAGAGUGGCUCGUGCUGGUAGGUUUGGGACCAAAGGUCUGGCGGUCACCUUUGUAUCUGACGAGACAGAUGCCAAGAUCCUAAAUGAUGUGCAGGAUCGUUUCGAGGUCAAUGUGGCCGAACUUCCCGAUGAAAUCGACAUCUCCACGUACAUUGAGCAGUCCAGAUGAAUUGUUCCAGUAAUCAAAUAACAAUCGUGGUCCAUUUGGUGUAUUUUGAUAAUAGAAGAAAAGAUGCCCUCAUUUUAUUUUGAUGCCUGUUCUCACCCCCUUCUUGUAAACUCCUGUUGUGUGUCUUAAAUUCUUAAUUUUAUUGCAGUUUGGGGACCUUUUAUUUUUUUGUGUUUGUUCAUUAGUUUGACAAUUAAAUUUUUAUACAAUU